Messenger RNA from Scaptodrosophila lebanonensis, 1194 nucleotides. Its product is annotated as serine/threonine-protein phosphatase alpha-3 isoform-like. The transcript has 2 exons. Lineage: Eukaryota; Metazoa; Arthropoda; Insecta; Diptera; Drosophilidae. Gene Ontology annotation, molecular function: protein serine/threonine phosphatase activity. Gene Ontology annotation, cellular component: nucleus; cytoplasm. The record is from RefSeq and is a predicted model, not a curated record. The coding region runs from base 41 to 1087 and encodes 348 amino acids.
AUGUAACUAAAUAAACCUAUUAAAAAUUCCAAAUUUGAAAAUGUCAAAACGCAAACCCGCCUUCAUGUCAGCGACCGGAUCCCCCCAAGCUUCGCGCAGACCGAGCUCAGUUUUUGAAAUGCGUCGCGACGGAGCCCCCGCCUUUGUGGAUAUUGAUGAAGUUAUUUCCUCCCUGGUUGAGUGUGAUCAGCCGAGCGUGGGCGUACAAUUGGAUGAGAGUGACAUCCGCUAUAUAUGCAUGCGUGCUCGUGAAAUCUUUCUGUCCGAGCCAACGCUGCUUGAUGUUGCGCCGCCAGUUAAGAUUUGUGGCGAUGUCCAUGGCCAAUACAGUGACUUAUUGCGCAUUUUUGAGUCGGCAGGAUAUCCACCUCAGGUGAGGUACUUAUUUUUGGGCGACUAUGUUGAUCGCGGCAAACAGUCCAUAGAGACCAUCACCCUGCUUCUGGCAUACAAGAUUCGUUACCCCAAAUCGAUCUACUUGCUCCGUGGUAAUCACGAGUGCGCCAGCAUAAAUAGAAUAUACGGCUUCUAUGACGAGUGUAAGCGAAGGUAUACGGUGAAACUUUGGCGACACUUCGUUGAUACCUACAAGUGCAUACCUAUAGCAGCUCUGGUUGGUGGUCGCAUCUUUUGCGUGCACGGCGGGCUUAGUCCCAGUCUCAACAGUCUCGAUGACAUACGAAAGAUCCAGCGGCCUUGUGAAGUUCCCGACCGUGGUCUGAUCUGUGAUUUGCUCUGGUCGGAUCCGGACGAAAAUGUCUGGGGUUGGGGUGAAAAUGAGCGGGGAGUGAGCGUUACAUUUGGACAGGACGUUGUGCAAUCUUUCUGCAAUCGGUUCGGUGUCGAUGUCAUUUGUCGUGCACAUCAGGUGGUCGAAGAUGGUUACGAGUUCUUCGCGCGACGCCAGUUAGUAACGGUUUUCUCAGCUCCAAACUAUUGUGGCAUGUUUGACAAUGCCGGCGCUGUCAUGAGCGUGGAUGCCAAGAUGGUGGUCAGCUUUAUUAUACUACGCCCAUUAUUUGCGGUUCGGAAUUUAUUGCACAAUGCGCAACCACUAUUAGCGACGGGAAGAAAUAGAAAUUUUUAGCAGGACGAUGGUAGGUGCGAUGCGACAGUGUGAAGAACUCAGUUUUCUAUUGAUCAUGUCAUUGUUAAUUCAAUAUAAAUUCAUUUUUCACAAUCCUAUUAGGUAUA